Molecule: messenger RNA, 1123 nt
Organism: Drosophila ananassae
Lineage: Eukaryota; Metazoa; Arthropoda; Insecta; Diptera; Drosophilidae
Exons: 2
Coding region: 155-1009 (284 amino acids)
Source: RefSeq, a predicted model, not a curated record
UUAUAUUGAAAUCAAAAUAGACUCAGUUAGAAGUAUUAUAAAAAUUCUAAAAUGAGGCCUGGUUGUGUUAUAGAAGUUUAGGGACUCGUGUUUCGACCACUUUGGCUUUCAAAAUUUCUUAUCUAAAUUCUAAAUCCCGCUAUAAAAUAAAAAGAUGAACCAAUUUGCAUUAAACCGCGUCCUGGCUACUCAGCUUCGCGAGGACUGGGGGCCGGAGGAAAAAGUCAGAGCCAGGCUGGCGCAGAUGGGUAAGAGGCUCCGGGCCUCAGCUACCCAAGCACCACUGGCUAUACCAUCAUCAACAACCUAUCAAUAUCACACUCGUUUACCCGAAACGCGAAAGACCUACGAAAACAUGAUGGACCGGAUACACAUGACCAUGAAGUCUGUGAGACCACCACGCAGACCACGGCGACCAAUUGCGCCCCCGCCAGUAGUUGAAGCUCCGGUUGAACCGCCACCGCCGCUGCCGACAAAAUGCAAGCGCAGCAAAUCCGGUCGAAUCAAAGGUGGCGGCAACUCCUCGAGGACAGCUAGUGCAACGGUGUUCGGCAACAGGAUCAAUCCCUUAACCAUCAGUAAAGCGCAGCGGAUGGUAAAGCAAAAUGUAAGCGACAUUGGCCAAAAGAGUUUCAACCAGCGCAAUCGCAUCCGUGAGGUUAUACAGCAGAAGAGUGUGCUGGAGACGAUGCUGCAGCAGCACAAGAAGCUGCAGAGGGAUCGUCAGAUUAUUGCCUUGGAUAUUCAGCGUAUGCGGGCGGAUCUGGACAGGAUUCGCAAUAAGUUGGACACUUCGCUGCAGAAUUUAAACUCUACCCGUACACUUUUUAGUGUACAGCCCAGCAAGACCAGCACGGGCAAGAAGAGCAGCAUUAAGAAAGUUUCGACGCACAGUGUAAAUGUUCGGCGUUCCUCCGGGUCGCGAAAGUUCAAGGGAAAAUCAAAAAGUUCCAAUUCUAUGCCCAUAAACAUCAACAAAUCUUCUGCUGUCAAGCGCCGUGCGCACUAAAUACUGGUUUAAAAAAAUAAUGGUUAAAAAAUAAGCAUAUUCGACCUGCACGUUCCUACUUAUAGCGCUUAAAAGAAGUUCAAAGUUCAAUUUUAAUAAAAUUCUAGCUAACAA